Lolium perenne is the source of this 2165-nucleotide messenger RNA. NCBI's taxonomy places the organism in Eukaryota, Viridiplantae, Streptophyta, Magnoliopsida, Poales, Poaceae. The record is from RefSeq and is a predicted model, not a curated record.
ACUCCCUCCGUCACAAAUUAGGUGUCGGACGGGCCUUUUUACAAACAACACCCCCACAAAUUUCCGACCAACUCCGCGAUCCCUGGCAACUCCACCCUCACUUCGUCGUCCUCUCCUCUUCCACCCGACGACGCCGACCGCUCGCCGACGGAGCCGGCCGCGUUCCGAUGGCGCCGGCCGCCUUCGCUCCACCCCCUCCCAACCCAAGCCGGGGUCUUUUCUUCUACCACGCCGCGCUGCUGCAUCCUCUCCCUCGCGUGCGUCCUCGCCGCCUCUCCCUGUUCCUCUGGCCCGUCGUCCUCUUCAUCCACAACUUGAAGGUGCGAUUUUUUGCCUCCGGCGGCCGGAUUUGCAGGCGCUUCUCGAUCUAAUGUUGAGGUGCGGCUGCUGCGACGGGGCGCGGCUGCUGCGACGGGGCGCGGCUGCUGCGACGGGGGCGUCUGAUGGCGACGGUGCGGCUGCUGGCGGCGGGGAGCCCUCCCAGGCGCUGCUCUCCGGCGACCAGUUUGACGUCGAGGUGUACGCCGUGCAGUACUCGGGCCGCACGCGCGUGGCGCGGCUCCUCUUAAUCGCGGGCAAGUGCGAGUCGGAGCAGAUGAGGCUGGAUGCGCUCCGCCUGGCCUACGAAGGGUCCCUCAAGGGCGAGGACACGGCCCUCCACCGCGACGACGCCAUGCCCGUCGGUACCCGUGAUGCAUUCUGAUCCAGGGAAGAGCUUUCGGAAGAUGUAGACAAAUCUGCACCCUUUUGCUUCUUCAUAUUCAUUUGAUGUUCAGUCACUGCAGAAAGGAGGCUUCUGGAUAAUUUGUUUCAGUACAUCAAAGGUUCCUGCUGACAGGAGUUCAAGUUGGUCUUGAACCUGCUGAUCCAGUCCCACCUAUUACUGACAAGCAUGUUAACGCUUCUGGUGGAUCAGUGGAUUCACAACAGAAACACUUGGCGAGGAAAAAUCCAACAGUGUUACUUUCAGGUGAAAGCAGUGUAUCUAUACCCAGCCAAAGUGCAACUAGUGGUGAUCCAGUCAGUUUCACUGUGCAUGAUAUACUGACAACUACAAGCAUCAGGUUACUGACAACUACAAGCAUCAGGUUAAUGAAAAUGCCUUUCCCUCUUAUAAUUUCUAGGAGUAGCUUCUGAAUAUUGAUCGGUUACUGACAACUACUCCGGCGGUUAAUGAAAACGCCUUUCCCUCUUGUAAUUUCUAGGAGUAGCUUCUGAAUAUUGAUGCUGUAUCCUGCUUUAUCAAGCUGUUGUUAUGCUGAAUAUUGUUGCAGGAUAUGCUGGAGUCUCUUGGAAAUACAAAAUGAUGAUGUAUCCUGCUUUAUCAAGCUGGUUUAUCUGAUGGGCUCCCUAAGUUUGUGAAGGCUGAAGGAUAUGCUGGAUUGUACAAGGGGAUUGUUCCACUCUGGGGUCAAAUUCCAUUACUGUACAAUCUGCAGGUUAUGCUCCAGGAUCUACAGCUUCAGCUCCAGCAGUUUCAGGAGUAUGCCAGGAAUGGGGUACCUGCACAGGCUCCAACAGCUUCAGCAGUUGGUCUUCCACAGCAAGAUCGCCCGCCUCCACUCCACCAGGGUCUUCCACCUCCACUCCUCGAGCUCCAGCGGCGCCAGUCUGCAAGAGGUCGCCGACGCGAAGGGUGGGAGGUCGCGAGCCCGCCGGCGUGGGCCUGUGAGCUCCACCGGGUGGCCCGUCGGCACCAGGCGGCGAGGGGCGAGGGACUCCGCCGGCACCAGGCGGCGAGGGACGAGGGACUCCGCCGGCGCCAGGCUGCGAGGGGCGAGGGACUCCGCCAGCGCCAGGCUGCGAGGCGUGCGGGACUCCGCCGGCGCCAAGCUGUGCGGCGCGUGGAUCUCCGGCGGCGGCGCGGAAUUUCGGCGGCAUCAGGCUGCGCGGGGCGCAGAAUUUCGGCGGUGUCGGCGCGGCGCGAUCCGCCGGUGGGAGUCGCCCGCUGCCAGGCUGCACGGGGCGCGGAACUCCGGCGUCGUCCGGGGCACGAUCGCGGCGCGCGAUCCGCCGGCGGGAACCAGCUGCAGCAAGCCCGCGCACGCGAUCCUGGGAGAUACGAUUGGGGAUUCGAUCGUGAUGUUUUCGAAAUACUAAGGGUUCAAUUGCAAAAACUGUUUUACACUAGCCCUGCGACACCUAUUACGUGACGGAGGGAGUAU